Messenger RNA from Suillus fuscotomentosus, 1467 nucleotides. RefSeq lists its product as uncharacterized. NCBI's taxonomy places the organism in Eukaryota, Fungi, Basidiomycota, Agaricomycetes, Boletales, Suillaceae. Bases 1 to 1467 code for a protein of 488 amino acids. The record is from RefSeq and is a predicted model, not a curated record. The transcript is spliced from 2 exons.
AUGUCCUCCAAGGUCCAUGCGAAACGGAGAAACGCCUUCUCUGAUAACCCCCGCACAUCAUUCAUUCAUUCACCCGCACUCGACCUUCCAUAUCUACCAACGGAAAUAUGGCUCAUGAUUCUGCGCGAAGCCACAACCAUGAACUCAGACCCCCUCGAUAUCUCCCUUGGUCUAUCAUUUUUGGAAACCACCUGCGAAGUCUCAGAAUACCACGCCUCCAUGAAGAUCAAGCGGGACCUAUCGCUUGUAAGCAAAAUGUGGAAUAAAUACAUGCAGGAGUACCUAUACGAGUUUGUUUGGAUCAGUCGAGCCAGCCAAGCAAAAGCGCUCGCACUCACCUUACUCACACAAUUUAUCGAGGGUAAGCCCUCCAGCGGCAACUACAUUCGCCGAUUACACAUGGAAACGCCCGUCCUCAUGCGGUGCGCUACGGAUGAUAUCCGUACCAUUCUUGAUUACGCCCCCCAUCUCGUCAUCUAUUCUGAUCAUCACUCUGUGCGAUGCAUGCGGUAUUCAGAGUUUAUUGAUGUGCGCUGUUCCCCGGAACAGAUGGUUUCUGUUCUUGCAAAUUCGAAUAGCAAGCUCCGCAAACUCUCUCUUACCAACUAUAGUGAUGACCCCUUCCCAAAACAUGUGUCGCCGCUCCUCCGGCGCACUGCAGCUAACCUCGAAUACCUGGAACUUUCAUCAUCCACUAUACCCCUCGUUUCUGGUCACCUCUUCGCAUCAAAAUCCCCCAUCGUUUCCCUUCCUGUACUUCAAUCCCUCAAACUGACCCUCGAUAACACAACCUUUGCGGUACUUGCGGCAUGGGACAUGCCAAAUCUGCGAAAUGUCUCUGUAGUCUCUUCAGAUUUUGGCUACGCAGGACCCGGGUUCGCUUACUUCUUUGCCGCACAUGGCAAAAAACUACACCAGUUGGAACUGGGACACUCUUCUUCGCUCGUCGUCGAACACUACCUCUCACUUCAUCCUCGGCCUGUACAACAUAUUCCACUAGCAGAGUGGUGCCCCAAUCUCAAAGAGUUCAUCUGUUCAGCGGAUGCAGAGUGGAGCUGGCAGAAUCCAGAUUGGAUAGCUCCACACGUCCUCCUUCCUGGGCACAAAAGCCUGGAAUUCAUUGGCAUCCGAGAUAUCGAUAAGCGCCUCAUGGAUGACGCGUAUGCUUUCCCUGCUGACAGGGAAGAUGAGGCGCCAUUUUUCCCAUUGGUGGAGCAAAUCUCGUCGCUACUCUUCAAUGACGCCUUCCCGUCUUUACGGUACAUCCGUGACUUGAGCCGGGGAUCCCAUUCGAUGCGCGUCGGACAACGUCCCGAGACGCGAAUCUUGAAAUUCUGGGCCAAGAUCCUUGCCCGUUGUGGUGAGCGGCAGGUCUGGCUCGAGGAUUUCCGAGGCGUCAACAUUACGUUACGGGAUCUGAAACGGGCAGGACUUGACCGUAUAGGAGGUGCUGACACUCUUGUCUAG